Molecule: messenger RNA, 1407 nt
Organism: Arctia plantaginis
Lineage: Eukaryota; Metazoa; Arthropoda; Insecta; Lepidoptera; Erebidae
Source: the annotation of a GenBank genome assembly
AUGAUUUUAACAAAAUGUACACUAUUGGUCGGAUUGAUUUUGACAUUACUUUCAGACCCUAUAUUGGGUAGAAAAGGUUUAAGUGGUAGUCACAGUUAUCCAAAAUCUGGUGGACUUUCCGGAGGAGGUCAUCAUCGCACAGGUGGCCUUUCUGGUGGUGGACACGGUUAUCCUUCAAGUAGUCAUUCAGGUGGACUCUCUGGAGGUGGACACGGAUACCCAUCUUCGGGAGGCAGUCAUAGUUACCCGUCCUCGGGAGGCAGUCAUAGUUACCCGUCUUCGGGAGGCAGUCAUAGUUACCCAUCCUCGGGAGGCGUUCAUACACACCCAUCCUCAGGAGGCAGUCAUACUUACCCGUCCUCGGGAGGCAGUCAUACUUACCCAUCGUCGGGAGGCAGUAAGAGUUACCCAAACUCGGGAGGUGCUCAUACAUAUCCGACCUCUGGCAAGACGCAUGGUUAUCCUACGUCUGGCGGUGGCUUGUCGGGUGGUGGCCAUCCAUCAAACAAUCCUGUCAGACACACAACAACUGUUAACCACUACCAUUACUCUCCACCGGCGCAAAUCACCUACAUACCUCGAGGUGGCUCACCAAUGAACUACCCUGUGUACCGCGGCACGCCACCGACCUAUGUGUACCAGUACAAGGAUUCUGGAAGCAAGUACGGUACACUGUUAGCUGGUUUGGCACUAAUGAAUCUUGGAACUCUCGGCGUCGCCGGUUACGCAGCACACCAAGCUCAUCAAGCGAAUCAUGGAUCAAACACUUACAAGCCACAGCCAGGUGAAAUUUGCAAAUUUGCUAUAAAGAAAGAAAAUGGUGAUUAUGAAGAGACAAAAAUAGAUUGCCAGAUAAUAAGCAGUUUCAUUUUGCAAGAUAUGGCAGCUCAGCCUGCAGGUAACAAUUUAAACAAUUCCACCAUAACAACAACCACAACAGUGACCAAUGUUACAAUAGUAAAUUCUACUAAUGCUGGCCAACUGCUGACAACACAGCCACCUGUCCCUCUUAUACCAGCACCUGGUGGUAUAAUGUAUAAUAUGCUGCCAAAUGGAACUCUUGUACCUGUUGUUAAUAACCCUGGUGUACCAGGCUUUGUUAAUGUUACACAAAAUCAGUCAGCUCCAUUAAAUCCAGGUUCAUCGUCUGUAGUGGUAACAACUACAACAACAAACACUACACAGCUAGUGAGCGCAUUGGAUGUUAAAGGAAAACCUGUGGUAGUAACUCCAGGAAUGCAGUGCUUUGUUAUCAGACUUAGCCCAAUGGGCAACAUGAGGAAGACUGUGCCUUGUGGUGUUUUACAGACCUAUGCUGAUAAAUCUCUUAAACCUAAUGCAGCAACUAAACAUGUGCCUAUGUUUACUGUUGUAGCUGCUAUUCUGGCUUAUUGUAUAGCAUAUUAA